AUGACGAGCCCUGCCACGAUCGUCGCAGGGAAUAUUUCUGGAUGGAAUCAGUCUCUGGACGACGCUACCGACUUUUCACAGCUUCUCGCUGCUGCCGAUCUCGUCACCUGUUCGAUGCUCCUAUUUUCCGGAUUAGCGCGAGGUGUCUUUUGGUGUAAAAACGGCUGGCUGGAAUUCGACGUGUUCGUUUAUUUACCGGUCGUCUCCGUCACGUCAAAUGUCACCGUUUGGGCCACCAUGUUCGUCGCUGUUGACAGACUGGUGACCGUUUUUAGCUUGAAUAGGUGCAAACCGCCCAAGUUCUGCGACCAUCGCUUGGCGAGGAAGUUGAUGAUUUUCGCUGGGUGCCUGGCAGUUCUGAUCAAUAUUCCUUACUGCUUCAUCUACACGUACAAUGAGAACGGAGACCUGGUUACGACCAGCUUCUUUCAUUCGUGGUUGUAUGAUCUUCAGAACUGGCUACAUUUUGUGGUAUUUGCUAUAAUACCAACUGUACUUCUACUGGUGGCGAAUAUGAUCAUGUGUCAAUCCCUGAAGAAGACUUUGAUGAAAAGGCAAUCGGUGUUACAAGGAAGAAACGUACGAGGAGGAAAUCGUUUAAGGGAUCAAGCACGGAUGACCGUGAUGCUGGUUGGCAUCGUGUUCGUGUUCCUUAUCGGCGAGGUGCCAACUCAUUUCGCCUCGCGGCUCAGCGCACUUACCCUCCUCUACGGUGGAGACCUGACGAAGGUCUCUGAAUAUUGGAUGGAAAGGUUUCGCAUGUACGCGACACUUCUGAGUGCAAUAUCAAGUUCAGCCAAUUUCGUGCUGUACUGCUUGUUGAGCCGUCGUUUUCUUUCGAAUCUGAAGCGGCUUUUGAUCGGGGACGACGGCGCACAGAGGCGGAGCGAUACCAUAAAAAGGAGCGCGCCACGGAGCUAUGCAAUGCAACAAAUCGAGUCCAGUGACGUCAACGUAAAUAAAAUGGAAUGCGUAAACGUAUAUUUGUAAUUUAUCGCCACUUCUAUCACCUCUUUGUCUUCUAAACGUGUUUCUCAAAAAUUGUAAUGUUUAGAAUAACACAUUAAAAUGAGAUAUUUCGUA
Ceratina calcarata is the source of this 1083-nucleotide messenger RNA. Its product is annotated as putative G-protein coupled receptor 139. NCBI's taxonomy places the organism in Eukaryota, Metazoa, Arthropoda, Insecta, Hymenoptera, Apidae. The transcript is spliced from 7 exons. Gene Ontology annotation, biological process: G protein-coupled receptor signaling pathway. Bases 1 to 990 code for a protein of 329 amino acids. Gene Ontology annotation, cellular component: membrane. The record is from RefSeq and is a predicted model, not a curated record. Gene Ontology annotation, molecular function: G protein-coupled receptor activity.